Hyaloscypha bicolor E is the source of this 2814-nucleotide messenger RNA. RefSeq lists its product as uncharacterized. The coding region runs from base 1 to 2814 and encodes 937 amino acids. Gene Ontology annotation, cellular component: membrane. The transcript has 8 exons. Gene Ontology annotation, molecular function: amino acid transmembrane transporter activity. Gene Ontology annotation, biological process: amino acid transmembrane transport. NCBI's taxonomy places the organism in Eukaryota, Fungi, Ascomycota, Leotiomycetes, Helotiales, Hyaloscyphaceae. The record is from RefSeq and is a predicted model, not a curated record.
AUGUCCUCACCACACCCAAACCCAGACACCUCGCUCCCACCCGACCACAGCCCCUCUCCGCCUCCAUCCCCUCACACCCCAGAGAAAGCCGAUACCUCACCACUUGGCAAACGUUCCAUCCCCGUUCGAAUGUUCGACAGUUUCCGUCGUGAUCCAAACCAGCAAGUCACCGAGACGGCUGAGAUCAUUGAUCUCAAGCUGCAACAUGGACAUGAAGACAGCUACGACAUCGAGAGCGCAAUCACUAAUAUUGCGAAAUCGCCGCUUUCGAGGAAGCUUGAGGCGAGGCAUUUGCAGAUGAUUGCUAUUGGAGGAGCUAUUGGCACUGGCCUCUUUGUGGGAUCUGGAAAAGCUCUUGCGAGUGGAGGACCCGGGUCACUUCUUGUUGCUUUUAGUAUUAUUGCUUUGAUGCUUUAUUGUACUGUUUAUUCGUUGGGGGAGAUGAGUUGCGUGUUUCCAAUCGCGGGAAGCUUCUCUGCGUUUGCUGCAAGAUUCCUUGAUCCGGCUUGGGGUUUCGCUAUGGGUUGGAAUUAUGCUCUUCAAUGGAUGGUCACACUCCCGCUUGAAAUUGUAGCUGCCGCCAUAACUAUCCAGUAUUGGAACUCGCCAAUAUCACCAGCCCUUUGGGCCACUAUUUUCCUCAUCGUGAUUAUUGCACUUAAUAUCUUUGGUGUGAAAGGUUAUGGUGAAUCUGAAUUCUGGUUGGCUUUGGUCAAAGUCAUUGCAAUCAUCGGGUUCAUUAUUCUUGGCAUCACUCUCGACUGCGGUGGAGGUCCUAACGGUACCUACAUCGGUGGCAAAUAUUUCCGCGAUCCCGGUGCCUUCUACGAUGGGUUCAAAGGUCUAUGCUCCGUCUUCGUGACCGCAGCUUUUGCCUUCAGCGGAACAGAAAUGGUCGGACUCGGAGCAGCCGAGACAGCAGAUCCAAGAAAAAGUCUCCCUAAAGCAAUCAAGCAAACCUUUUGGAGGGUAACCGCCGUACUCCCUUACACGGACCCCAGACUCCUUAACGGUGCUACAUCAGAGGACGCAAAAGCCUCCCCCUUCGUCCUCGCAAUGACGAAUGCAGGAAUCAGAGGUCUCCCCUCUCUCUUCAACGCCAUAAUCAUGAUUGCCGUUCUCUCAGUCGGUAACUCGUCCAUUUACGGCUCCUCCCGAACACUCGCUGCACUCGCCGAGCAGCAUCAAGCGCCUAGAAUCCUCGCCUACAUCGACCGCAAAGGCCGCUCCCUCAUCUCCAUCCUCCUCAACUGCCUUGUCUUCGUUGCGCAGUUCUGGAUCGGGUUCAGCCCCCAGGGGUACGCGGACAUUACUGCCAAAGACCUGGUGCAGAAUUUCUUCGAGGUUUAUUUGGCGGCGCCGAUUAUUGUUGUCUCCGGGGUGGUGUAUAAAUUGUGGUUUAAGACUAGGUGGGUUAGAAUGGCUGAGAUCGAUCUUGUGACUGGGAGGAGGGAGGAUGCGGAUGAGGUUACUGUUUUAAAGGAGCUGGAUAGGGUCGAGAGGGCAGAGUGGCCUUGGUGGAGGAGGGGUCCUGAACCCCCCAAUUCCACGAACCUUGGAACUUCAACUACAAUGGACCCAGCGCCGGCACCUACGUAUGACGCCCCUGCGACGAGAUCAAACAAGCGUAAGGAGAGUGGUCACGUCGACAGCGAAGAACCGAUCCCGAGGAAGCGCGGCCCUGACCGACCCCGUACCAAGGCUGAGAGCAAAGAGGACGUAUCAAAGGGUGUCAAUAACGAGUUGCUUCAGAAAACAAAGCGUACCGCCCAGCAAAUUCUUGACGCCAAUACGCAGCUUUCUAGUUACGCGGAAGAGGCGUUCCGAGUCGGUCGGAACGUGCUGGCUAUCUACAAUAUGUUAGAUGAUAACACGGACGACCUCAUUGGCGCGGUGGAGAAGGAGGAACACGGCGAUAACGUAAAGAAUAUCAUUCGCAAGGUCCAGAAGACUCGUUAUGACACCGUCAUCAAUAACAUUACACCACUUUGCACGAAGAUGGAGGAACUCCCUGCUCUACGUGAGCCCUUACUCGUUCAGCUCGCCAUCGAUAAGAAGACUGCAGAUGAGGUUCGUGAUUGGGCUCUGUAUAAGCCAGGACUCGAGCAGAACGAUGUGGUUUCGGUGGAGCGGCACGACGCGGUAACGGAGGACCGACCUUCAACCCCGGAGGAGAACGACGAUGACUACGAUGAUAAUGAAGAUAUUCCGGCUACAAAGUUUUCGAUCCUCCUUGAACGUUCUGCGAUAUUCUUAGGGCUUGAACUAGGCUGCAAAAAUAGAAGAGGAGCGGUGGGGAUGUUGGUGGCGGUGGAGACUGCGAUGGGGAGAGUGGCGAGAAAGGACGGGGGCAGGAAGGAGAGCAGACCCAGGGUGGUGACGAAGUGUGCGUACGGUGCUCGGGUGGUGUCUGCGAUGCGGCAAUAUUCGAAGGAGAAGGAGAAGCCAAACACUACGGAGAAGCUGGAGGUUGCUGAUAGUGAGGAGGUUAAAGGAGGAGAGAUGAGGGUGACGAAGAAUCUGAGAACUGCCAACGUGGGAAGGAGAAUCGAGGUGACUUCACAGCAUCAGGAUUCUGACGAGAGUGGAAAUGAGAAUCCAGGCAAGAAGGAGGGUUCUUUUGUCAUAGAGGAUGGAAAGGACGUGAAUAUGGGAGAGCAGAGGGGAAUAUGGGCGAGGAUGAGUUUUUGGAUGAUGAGGAUUGAUUUGUGUUGGAUCACGGAGCAAGGAAGCCAGCGGAAUUAUUUUGGCUUUAGUCAAAAAGACUUGGAAUUUGGAGCUUUUAGGGUCUUCAAGCUUUUCUGGUUUGAAUAG